Messenger RNA from Oryza sativa Japonica Group (Japanese rice), 4501 nucleotides. Lineage: Eukaryota; Viridiplantae; Streptophyta; Magnoliopsida; Poales; Poaceae. The record is from RefSeq and is a predicted model, not a curated record.
UAGCUGGAUAAGACAAACCGGCUAACAAUAGCUAUCUAGUCACAUCCAACAAUUAAUUUUUUUUGGGUUAAUUGGAUCCAUGCCACUGCAAAUAUGACAAACCAAAAAUAUAUCACUACUAUUCACGUUAGUAGAUAGAUGCCACUGAAAAUUUUUAAAAUUAAAACCAUGCGACUCCGUCACCCUUCCUUCCUGUCCUCCCCGUCAUUCUUUCCGUCCUCUCGCAUCCUAUUCCCGUCCUUCUCCUCAGCCCAUGUACAGUGCAUUCCCCAUCAGCUUGAACAGCGGCGUGAGGCGGGUGACCACGGCCGCGUCACUGCCGGCGAAGAUGGAGAGCGUCGCCUUGCAGGCCCCACGGUCGCCACCGGAGACCGAGGCAUCGACGGCAGCGUAGCCUUUGGCGGCCGCGACCUCGGCAAUCUCCGUGGCGAGAGUGGGGUCGGAGGUGGUCAUGUUGACGAGCACGCCGCUUAGGGCGAGGCCGGCGAGGGCGCCCGUGGAGGGGUGAGGGAGGUGGAGCGGACGUCGGAGGGGAAGCCGGCCAUGAGGAAGAUGACAUCGGCUGCGACGGCGGGCGCGCGCGGGCUUUCUGCGAGGGUGGCGCCCCGGCGGCGAGGAGGUGACCGGCCAUGGACUGGCCCAUGACGUUCGCGCCGGUGGUGGAUGACGGUGACAAGUGGAAGGGGUUGGUGACAGCGAGCGAUGGACUGGGAGGGACCAUCGCCGGGGCAGCGGAGGAGGAGGAUGACGGGGAGAGAAUCUCGAUCUGAGCUCUCCCCCCUCCCCAUGAUGACCUCGCCGCUCUCCCGCCCCGAUCUGCGGCACCGGCAUGGCGCGGUUCGAGGUGGACGGUAAGUUGGUAGAGGGCGUGGACCUGCUCCGUGCUCUACGCGUUCUAGCUGGUGGUUGUGGUCCUGACGCUCGACUUCACCGACGCCCUCGUCGUCCUCUGCGCGCUCUCUGCCUCCCAUGUCCUCGCCUUCCUCUUCACUGCACGGUUUGUCGACUUCCGGGCGUUUGUUGAGUACUACAAGGCGAGCCUCCCCGCGCGUGCGCCACUGGGGCCGAGCUCGUGGAGCCCUUCUCACUGCUCAUGCUCUUCUCCCGGCGGCGACGAUAUGCGGCGUGAAGAGAGAACGGGAGGACGGAAAGAUUGACAUGGGGGAGGACGGGAAGGGUGACGGAGUGGCAUGAUUUCAAUUUUAAAAAUUUUCAGUGGCAUCUAUCUAAUAACGUGAAUAGUAGUGACAUUUUUUUCGAUUUGUUACAUUUGCAGUGACAUGGAUCCAAGUAACCUUUUUUUCCCUUCCCUACGGGCUACGGCUACAGAUGUUCGGUUCCCCCUCUUUCUUUCUUUGGCCAUGUGCCCCACCUAGGGGUGGAUAGCGAGCCGGCUCCGCUCGGCUCGGUCAUACUCGUUAUGAUAACGAACUGGCUAGGCUCGGCUCAUUAUCGUAACGAGCUAGAAACCCAGCUCGGCUCGGUUUGUUUGAAAGCUCGAGCUAGCUCGUUAGGCUCGCGAGCCAACCCAUCCAAACCAUCCAGCUGGCGGCAGAAGAGGAGAGGACCUAGCAGCUGGCGAUGGGCAGCCUCCUCCGCGUGGAUGCCGUGGUGCGCGGAGAGGAGACGGCGUGCGGAAGGUAUGGCGCGCCUCCACCAUUGGUGGUGGCGGGCGGUGGCUCGCUGCCGUGGCGCGGGCGGAGCCUUAGGUUGUGCCGCUAUGCGGGUACGAAGGCGGGGUGAGGAGGAAGAUGCGAACGGAGAGGGAGGAGUUGGGAUCAAUGUGGAGGUCCUUGGAGGUGACAUCGUCCGCCACGGAGAAGGCCUGGUUCAACGGUGCCGUGGCCUCGUUCGCGCGAUAAGAGACCCCGAACGCCGCACGUCGUCUUCCUCGCGCGGUGGCUGGCGGCGGCUGGUGGAAGUGCAGCGGCCCUAGCGGCUGGCAACGGCGCACUGUGGAACAGCGGAAGGGGAUCGAGGAUUCGCCAGAGACAGAGAAAGAUGCGGUGCGCCGGAUGACUGGAUGAGCUAUCUAGGGUUUUGCUGUUGUCUUAAGCCUUAGUAUUGUCUUGGGCUGGGCCUUUGCUGUCGUCUGUUGGAGUCCUGACUUACUAAAGCUCGUGAGCAGCUCACGAGCCAGCUCGAGCUGACUCGUUAUCUUUAACGAGCUAAAAUAACAGCUCAGGUCGUUAGAAAAAUUAAACGAGCCAAACCGAACCGAAUUUAUCACGAGCAGUACGAGUUAACAAGCCACGACCUCCUGUCCACCCCUAGCCCCACCCCACAUGACCGCCCAUUUCCGUAUUCUCCGGCAGGAACACAAAUCUUCCCCAUUUUUUUUUUGUUCGCUUCCAUCCGCCGCAGCAGGAAACAAACCGGCGAUCCAUCCAUCCAUGGCCGCCGCCUGCGCGUGGGACGCCCUCCCGGAGCACCUCCAGGAGCGGAUCCUCUCUCUCCUCCCGCUCACCGCGCUGCUCCCCGUCGCCGCCGCCUCCCGCGCGCUCCGCCGCCUCCUCCGCUCCCGGGCCUUCCACGCCCUCCUCACCCCGCACCGCCUCGACGCCUUCUUCCUCCUCUCCCCGCGCCUCGCCUUCCACCCGCUCUCCCGCCGCCUCCUCCCCGCCCCGCCCGCCGCCUCCCCUCCCGUCGUCUCCUCCCCCUCCCACCUCGUCACCGCCGCCUCGCUCCUCCGCCUCCCGCCCCUCCCCGCCACCUCCUACCUCCUCGCCGUCGUCCUCCCCAUCCCGGCCUCCUCCUCCUCCUCCUCCUCAUGCUCCCGCGAGUUUACCCUCGUCGCGGUCACCGCGGGCGCCCGUGUCCGCUCCUACACCCUCGACUCUGCCGAUCCCUCCCCGCGGUGGGACCCUCGAGGGGAUCUCCCUCUCCCGUUCGCGCUCCUCGGCAACGCGGCUGGCGACCGCCGCCAGCUCUUCGUUCUCGGCCGCGGCCCCGACGCGAUUCUCGUCUUUGAUCUCGCGACGGGGCAGUGGACGGUGCUGCCCGCUGCGAUGCCACUCGGCCUCACGACGGCACACCUGUUCGUCUUCGGUGGGCGGCUGUUCUUGGUAGGCGGGGUGGAGAGGUUUGGGGUGGUGGAACGUGUGCUGGUGUGGAGGCUGGAGGGCUCCGAGGCGGCCGCGGAGUGGACGGAGGUGGGAGCGAUGCCGGAGGAGGUGUUCGAUGAGCUUGUGGCUGGUCGGCAUGGCAGCUUCUGGCAUUUUCAGGCUGCAGACAGAAUGGGGAUCGUUUGCCUGUACAAUGCUGUAGAUGGGAGGCUGGUGAUGUUUGAUGCGGUGGAUGGUGGGUGGACUAGGCUGUCACGAGUGUCUGGUUUGGACGUUGAGGAGAGCCGCCGGUGGUUUGGGCAUGUCGUGGAGCCGCGCGUGGAACUCCUGCUGGGAUAGUGCAGCUGAGGCUGACGAGACACUGUGGAUACUCUUUUUGGCAAUGUAUCUUGGGCCUGAUGUGGAGAUGUUGGAAAUGUUGCAUUGGUGAUACAUUCAUGUUUCAGGUUUCCCCCUAUUCCAGGUCAUAUUUUGUACUUCUGUUUUAUUUUUGAUCAAAUCAUUUCAUAUUUUAUUUCUUAAACAAACCACAUCUGUUCUGUUUAGUCAUUAGUGUUAUAACUUGUUUCCAAUACACUGGAACACAUUAAGACUAAUUUCACGUGUGAAGUUGCUAAAAGUCAAAACUGAUAAUAAUAAUUAUUUAAUUAACAGUCUACCUUGUGAUGCUGGAAUAUCUCAGUACUGAGAAAAAGGUGUGUUUCAUUACAUUCCUUAAUAAUAAGUUGGAAUGGUUGAAAUCAAGAUUUCAAUUUUUCAAUGGUGUUGUUGAUGCUCUUAUCAGAUGGAUCAGUUGAUUGAGGGUGGGAGUAGAUUUAAUGACUUUCAUAGCUUACAAGUUAUAUCCAAUUGGUUUGCCUGUUGAAAACUUUGUGAGUUAUACUGAAGUCCUGCCUGGUUACAUCUUAAUUUUUUUUCCUGAUGUACCUUCCAUUAAACCCUUUUACUCUGUUCAUUAAAUCCUAAACUCUAAAUUGUGCUAUUCUUAUCGCUGUGACGUCAUCUCACCCUGGAUGUCUUUUGUUCUUUGAAUUGGUCAAUUCACUCUGGGUAAUCCAAAAUUUUUUAGAUCUUGUGAAUUUGUGUUAUAUGACCAGUUUAGGAUAUUUUGGUAUGGUUGAUGUUGUUGUGCAUUGCAUUUGACACAUUAAGCAUAGUGGCCUAUCCUAAUCUUUGCAGUCUAGCUGUUAUUUUAGAUCAUUAUCUCUACUACUUUAAAAGGAGAGUUUCGUUAACCCUACCCUUCUUCCUUUGCCUGCCUCUUCAACCACACUGUUCUGUGAGCCUGAAUUGAACCAAGCUUAAAAUUACCACCCAAUCCGCUCCUCUCUGGCCUCCGCUUCCCUUGGUCACACGGUCACGCCUACAUGCUGCCACCAGACCACCUCUUUGUAAAUGCUAACUGCUAACCUUGUCAUCUCUCUUCCUCCUAUUAU